Molecule: messenger RNA, 2650 nt
Organism: Xyrauchen texanus (razorback sucker)
Lineage: Eukaryota; Metazoa; Chordata; Actinopteri; Cypriniformes; Catostomidae
Gene: tgfbr2b
Product: transforming growth factor beta receptor 2b
Exons: 7
Coding region: 122-1798 (558 amino acids)
Biological process (GO): protein phosphorylation; cellular response to growth factor stimulus; heart development
Cellular component (GO): plasma membrane; signaling receptor complex
Molecular function (GO): metal ion binding; activin receptor activity; SMAD binding
Source: RefSeq, a predicted model, not a curated record
ACCCACAGUUACUGUUUACUGCAACAGCAUGAGGAGAAGCUCUCCGGAUUAGACACUAAUAUUACUUAACUUUCUUGUCUAACAACGCCAGCUUUGUCAUAUUCAGAUUAAUGCAAGGACUAUGGACAAAAUCACUUUUCUAAUGGAGCAAUGUCGGCUUUCUCUGUUCUGCUGGGGCACCGUAUUUAUUACCACAGUUCUCAUGGAUCGGAGCGGAGUCGAUGGGAUGUUUCCUAUUCCGAUUCCUCAGCUAUGUAAGUUCUGUGACGUGGAGGCGUCUACCUGUAAUGGCACUGACACCUGUAAAAGCAACUGCAGCAUCACAGCCAUCUGUGCCCACAGUGAUGAGAUCUGCGUGGCUAUCUGGAGGAAGAAUGAUGACAACAACACGAUUGAGACAUUGUGCCACAACCCCUCCGAGACCCUCUAUGGCAUCAUGGUAGAGAACUACAACAAAACCAAGUGUGAGAUGAAGAAGAGGAUGUCAAACAGCGGCCCCUUCCACAUCUGCUCCUGCAACGCUGAGGAGUGCAAUGACAUCUUGAUGUUCACUCUUCACCCCACAAAUAACCAGGCGGUGUUGGUGAUCCUAGUCAGUUUACUACCCCUGCUGGUUCUGGCUGUGCUGGUCAUCGCCUCUUUCUACUGGUAUCGUAUCUACCGUCGACGCAGACUUGAUAAGUGGGAGACCAAGAAGCCAUCCAAAUGCAAAGGCCCUCUUGACUGCAGUGAUGCUUGUGCCAUAAUGAUGGACGACGACCACUCUGACAGCAGCUCCACACAUGCCAAUAACCUCAACCACAACACAGAUCCUCUGCCCAUCGAGCUGGACCUUCAAGUGGGCAAGGGCCGCUUUGCAGAGGUCUACAAAGCCAAACUUAGGCAGAGUCCCUCGGAGCAGUUUGAAACAGUCGCUGUAAAGAUCUUCCCCUACGAAGAGUAUGCAUCCUGGAAGAACGAAAAGGACAUCUUCUCUGACAUCAAUCUGAAGCAUGAGAAUAUUCUGCACUUCUUAACGUCCGAAGAGAGGAAGGUGGAGAAACAGUAUUGGCUGAUAACCGCCUAUCACCCACGUGGUAACCUGCAGGAGUACCUCACACGCCACCUAAUCAGCUGGGAGGACCUGAGGUUGCUCGGGGCCUCGCUGGCACACGGUGUGGCUCAUUUGCAUAGUGACCACACCCCUUGCGGGAGGCCCAAAGUGCCCAUCGUCCACCGAGAUCUGAAGAGCUCCAAUAUCCUGGUGAAGAAUGACCUCACCUGCUGCCUUUGUGACUUUGGGCUUGGCCUCCGUCUGGACAACUCUCUCUCGGUGGACGACUUGGCCAACAGUGGACAGGUUGGUACAGCAAGGUACAUGGCUCCAGAAGUGCUGGAAUCAAGGAUCAACCUGGAAAACAUUGAGUCCUUCAAGCAAACUGAUGUCUACUCCAUGGCCCUGGUACUUUGGGAGAUAACCUCCAGGUGUAACGCCAUCGGAGAGGUGAAGGAUUAUGAACCUCCAUUUGGAUCUAAAGUUCGAGAGCACCCCUGUGUGGAGAGCAUGAAGGACAAUGUGCUGAGAGACAGGGGACGGCCAGAGAUCCCAAACAGCUGGAUGAAGCACCAGGGUGUUGCCAUGGUGUGCGCCACCAUCAAUGAAUGCUGGGACCAUGACCCAGAGGCCCGGCUCACAGCUCAGUGUGUGGCCGAGCGUUUCAACGAAAUUGAGGACGACCUGGAUAAGUUGUCCACCUGUAGCAGCUCCGAAGAGAAGAUCCCAGAAGAUUGCUCUGUGAGCGUGAGCGAUGACAAAUGAGUUCUGAAAGCAUGAAAGUUCUCGACACUUUCAUGCCAUCUCUCUCUGCCACCAGCUACUGGUGAUAAGCUUAAAAAUACAUUUGGCCUAGAACAGCAGAAACUGAAUGUUUGGAGCCUUGCAAUGGUGUUUCUCAGGCUUCACAGUGUGGAGUGGAGCAAUGUGGCCUUUUCAUAAAGCUUUGUUUCAUAACCAAAUAUUUAAUGCACUUUAUCAGAUUACUUAUGUAUAGCUCACACUGAGGAAGGUCGUGCUUCCGAGCUAGAGGAGCUGGAUGGACACACAUAUUCUCCUCUUAAAGCUGACCAAGAGCCAAAUGUAAUCAGGAAAAUAUUUUGCCUCAAAUAUAAGAGAUUGUAGAAGACUUUACAUUUUUACAGAUCAAUUCAGGAUUUUCUGGAUUAUUUUAAGAAUGUGUGUUUAUGUGACCAUUUGAUGUGAAUGUCAGAGCGUGCAUGUGUGUGUGUGUGUGUGUGUAUGUGUAUGUGUGACAGUCUAAGAAUACUGGAUUGUGUGCAUGUAUGUGUGUGGUUUUACUUUUACCAAAAAGUACAUUGUGUGUCAGCCAAGGAAAAUAAGUGUAUUGUAAACACAGCUUUUCAAAAACAGUAUACAUUAACCCACAUUAUUGAGAGAGCCAAAAAAAUAAUGGAAGAAACUGCUGCACAAAACAAGACGUGUGUAAAACAAACAGUAUUUUUAAGUUCACAAAGUGCCUCUAAUGUGUAAACAUAUCUUGGAUGUUGCAAAUAAUUGUGCCUCUCUUUUUACUACUUUGUAAUAUAUUGUAAAUCUUUGAUGAUUAAAAUACAUUUAUGUACAGUGUUGACACUAAAAAUGGUUUCCUUUUUC